Molecule: messenger RNA, 2310 nt
Organism: Hirsutella rhossiliensis
Lineage: Eukaryota; Fungi; Ascomycota; Sordariomycetes; Hypocreales; Ophiocordycipitaceae
Product: chromosome segregation during meiosis domain-containing protein
Exons: 2
Coding region: 1-2310 (769 amino acids)
Source: RefSeq, a predicted model, not a curated record
AUGCCCAUCUACCAAGCCGACCUCGACCACGACCGGCCAGAGCCCGCCGCCCCAGUCGACUUCGAGCCGUCCCCCUCGCCCACGCUCGACCGCCUCUCCAGCGACAGUCUUCCUGCCGACUUGUGCGAGGGCCCUGUCCCCGACACUCCCAGGCGGGCAGACGACGAGAGCGCCACCUCGAACCGGUCCGAGCUCAUCGAGAGACUUAAGAGAGGCGAGAGCCCAACCUGGAUCCCGAAUCGCCACCUCGAGUCCAUUCUACAACAUGGCAACUCUGCCGACGUCGGUAAAACGCCUCGCUCGCCCUCCAAGUCCCCCAGACUCCUCCCCCCGGCCCAGAUCACGCCCGAAAAGAGCGCCCAAGCCCAAGGGGCCGCCGACGAGCAGUUGCGCGACGGACUCGCCAUCGAGCGGCCGCGAUCGGCACUGCACACGGGAGACUUUACCCAUGACAACAGGUGUUCGUCCAGUCAGCCCAGCAGUCACACCAUCGUGGCCGAGGUCGAGCAUCGCAUAGCCACCCAGAGCCCGUGGAUCACGACAUCUCCUCCCCGCGACUUUACCCCCUUCCACUACGACAGACGGGGGACCCUGCCGCCGGAUGGCACCCCGAGCUUCAGGUCCGCCGCGUCCCCGCUGUCGUCGUCCGUCUCCUCCAGCUUCGCCUAUCAGCCACCCACCAGCCCUCUGGUCCAGUCCGAGAGCAACGACGAGCUCGACUUUUCCAUACUGCCUGGUAGCCUCGAUAUAUCUCUGGCCCAGAAAGCCGCCAGGGGCCAUGGCCUCGUCUCGUCGCACCAUUCGUCCCCGUUCAUGGCGGCUCCGGCUUGGUCUCAACUGCAGCGCCGGGAUGGAUCAACACCCUAUCAAGCGCACCAGCCGCGCAGGUCUUUGACCUCGACCCCGAGCUUUCUGCUGCAUGGCGCCUCGCCGCAGACCCCUGCCAUACCGCGCUCGAGGCGGCCGUCCCUGGGCUCGGAUGCGUCCCCUAUCCAGCACGCCUCCAUGGUCGGAUCGUACGAGGAGAGCAUACUACGCGGCCGCAUGUCCACCACGCCCUCGAAGCCGUUUGACUUUCUCGCCCAGAUCGGCGUACUGGGCAAGGGUAAGUGCAGGUCCAGCUUGCGUUGUCCUGCCCACGUCACACUACCGUUCCCUGCCGUCUAUUACAGCUACGGCAGCACGCCCCACGGAAGGUCUCGCUCCGACGACGGACCAAGCCCUUACGUGGGACAGAUUGACCUUGAAAACGGUUUGCCGAACCCGGACGAGGAGUCGCGAUCUAAGAGGAAGGCUCAGAGCCGCUACCCGGACCGGCGGUCGGCGGAGAGCGGUCCAGAUAGAAUGACUGGCUCCGAGCCCGACCCGGAGCGCCGCCGAGCAGCCCGGUCCAAGCGCCGGUCUGGGUCCCCCAAGGCCCCCCCGGGGGGCAGCUACCGGAUCCCAGAGAAGGGACAGGUCCAGAUCGUUAUCAAGAACCAGAAUAAGACGGCCGUCAAGCUGUUCCUGGUGCCCUAUGACCUGACCGGCAUGGAGCCUGGUACCAAGACCUUUAUCCGGCAGCGCAGCUACUCGGCGGGCCCCAUCAUCGACCACAUUCCCAACCUCAGCGAGGGGGACAGCAUGAGCCGGCCCAUGUUGAGAUACCUGGUCCAUCUGCACAUAUGCUGCCCCACCAAGGGCCGCUUCUACCUGUACAAGAGCAUCCGCGUCGUCUUCGCGAACCGGGUCCCCGAGGGCAAGGAGAAGCUCCGCAACGAGACGACGUGCCCGGAGCCCCGGUUCACGCCCUACAAGCCGAUCCGCGUCAUGCACCCGCCCGCCUCGGCGUCGGGCGGGCCGGGCGCCAUGCUGGCGGCCGACAAGGCGCUGCGGCGGCGGAGCCUGGGCGUGUCGUUUGGCGCCUCGUCGCGCAGGGUCUUUGACAUGGUCGAUGGCCUCGAGGCCGGUGGCGGCGGCGGCGGCAACACGCUGCCCGUCGACCCCGUGCCCUUUCGCCUGCCCCUCCCCCCCCUGCGCGACCGUGGCGACAGCGAUGUGAGCGAGUCGACGAGUGCCACAGGCGCUGCCGGCGUGCGGUCCCCGGGCUCGUCGCAGGCCAGCCGCCCGUCGGCCAUGGACAGGGACGUGGCGGCCGCCGGCCUGGGGCCCUGGGGCGCUGCCCAGUACGAGAAGCUGAGCAAGGGCGACCUUGGCUACGGCGGCCUUGCGGGCGGCGGCGGCGUUCCCGGCGGUGCUGCGGCCGAGGGCCUGCUCUCGCAGCGGCUGCGAUCGCUCGGCGUCAAGCCCCACGGUGCGAGAGACGACUGA